Messenger RNA from Hirsutella rhossiliensis, 1008 nucleotides. RefSeq lists its product as uncharacterized. Bases 1 to 1008 code for a protein of 335 amino acids. Lineage: Eukaryota; Fungi; Ascomycota; Sordariomycetes; Hypocreales; Ophiocordycipitaceae. The record is from RefSeq and is a predicted model, not a curated record. The transcript has 3 exons.
AUGGCGCCAACUAAACGAAGCGCAAAGUCUGACGCCGAGGCUCCGGUCAAGGCACACGGGGAGCUGGUCGGGGUUGCGGGUGCGACGCGGCCGUGUCGCGGGACACUGCCCGCCCCUUUGAAAUUUCCAAUCGCGGCGACGCUGAGCUUUUGCAUGGCGAGCCUGGGCUACAGCCUCGUCGGCGAGCUCAGCAAAGGAGAGCUCGCCUCGGUGAGCCGCAGUCAGGAUACAUGGGGCGAAGUGUCCAUCUUGGCAGGGUGGAGGAUCGCCGAGCUGGCCCUUGCGUGGGUGGGCAAUCUAGACGCCCUGGACGUUGCCAUGCUGGACAUGUUGUCUCAUGGACCAUGGCUCUUCCUCCUGACUGCAUUUUACUCACUGAGUCCUGCCACCGCGGCAUCUGCACUGGCUGUAGAUAUACUGGCGGCGGCCGUGCCCUUUUACCUGCUACGCCCGCUUUCAAACGUCCACCGAGGCUCGGCGAGGGUGCCGAAUCGCGAGCUCGUCGACCUGCCGCUGCAGCUGUACACGACGGCACUGUCCACGGGCAUAUACACCGUCGUGCUAGUCCUGUCGCUGCGCUUCGUCCUGCCCCGGAUCCUCGUCGUCUACUUUUCUGGCCUGCCCAGCCUCGAGCCCGCGUACACGGCGUCCUACAGCGGCAUCCUCCCGGCCACGCUCCUCCUUGGUGCGGCCGCCAAUGCCUUCAUCUUUGCGCCCUUUGCCACGACGGGCAAGUCGAAGGAGGACGACGAGGCCAGCCAGUUCGAUCCAGUCAUGGCCACGCUAUGUGAGACGGUGCGAUGGAACCUUUGGGGCUACACGUCCAAGACCAAAGUUGUCAUCCGACGAACGGUGGCCGUGAUGCUCCUGACGGGGGUCAACACCUACCUCUCGUGCACCAGGACCAUGCACGGCGUCGAGGAGGCCGGCGCAGCCUCGUACGCUGCUGUAUGGGUCUUGGCGGCCCUGUGCACAGGGCUUGGGCUUGGGCUUGUCGGCGGCGAUUAG